Molecule: messenger RNA, 424 nt
Organism: Acanthoscelides obtectus
Lineage: Eukaryota; Metazoa; Arthropoda; Insecta; Coleoptera; Chrysomelidae
Source: the annotation of a GenBank genome assembly
GUGCAAAUGGUAGCGAAAAAAAAAGAAAGUUUUCCGAAGAUUACGUUAAGUUUGGAUUUACCUUCUUAGAAAAAGACGAGUUACAAUUGCCUCAGUGUGUGAUAUGUAUGAAAGUUUUAAGUAAUGAGAGCAUGAGGCCCAAUCACCUUGAGAGGCAUUUGAAGCAACAACAUCCUACUCUGGUUUUGAAGACGAAAUAGUUUUUUUGUUCUAAAGCAGAAUCACUCAAGCGGAUGAGACUGGAUGAAUCGGGAAGUUAUCACACAGAAGAGAUUUUGUACUCCCGAUCUUUGACAGCAGGUUCUACAUCUGAAGAUAUAUUUAAUUCAAUAUCAAAUUUUGUUGAAAAAAUUAUCUCGAUUGGAAGAAACUCAUUGGACUUUGCACAGAUGGCGCACCUGUAAUGAUAGGUGUACGAUCGGGC